Triticum aestivum (bread wheat) is the source of this 2043-nucleotide messenger RNA. RefSeq lists its product as uncharacterized. Gene Ontology annotation, biological process: carbohydrate metabolic process. The record is from RefSeq and is a predicted model, not a curated record. The transcript has 14 exons. Gene Ontology annotation, molecular function: hydrolase activity, hydrolyzing O-glycosyl compounds. The coding region runs from base 1 to 2043 and encodes 680 amino acids. Lineage: Eukaryota; Viridiplantae; Streptophyta; Magnoliopsida; Poales; Poaceae.
AUGGCCGGCAUGCUCUGCGUCGCCCUCGUCCUCACGUCCCUGAUCUGGUCAGCCGCGCCCACGGCUGGCUCAGCCCGAGAUGGCCGCCGGCAGCAGCUCACCGUGCUGCCGCCGAGGGGCUGGAACUCGUACGACUCCUUCUCGUGGAUCAUUGACGAGGCUGCGUUCCUCGACAACGCGCGGAUCAUGGCCAACAGGCUGCUCCCGCAUGGAUACCAGUACGCGGUGAUAGACUUCCUGUGGUACCGGAGGAUUGCCGCCGGUUCGGGGGUGGGCGCAUACGGCUUCGACAGCAUGGACCAGUGGGGGCGCCCGUACCCUGACCCCCGGAGGUUCCCGUCGGGCCGAGGCGGCGGAGGGUUCAGGCCGAUCGCUGAUAAGGUCCAUGCCAUGGGCUUGAAGUUUGGCAUCCACCUCAUGAAUGGGAUCAGCACCCAGGCCGUCAACGCCAACACGCCCAUCCUCGACGCCCGCACGGUACUCCUCUCCAUCUUGAUUCCUUUUUUCUUUUCUUUUAUUGUUACUUCUGGAGUAGUAGCUGUUUUUAUCUUUAGGUUUGAAUUGCUUACCACAUGUUUCACGUGGUCUUCUGGAAUAGCUGAACUUUGCUUCGGAAAAGCCUAUGUAGAGAAUGGCCGACAAUGGAGGACACGUGACAUAGGCCUCACCCACAGGACAUGUGCGUGGAUGCCGAAAGGAUUUAUGAGUGUAAAUACGUACCUUGGAGCUGGACGAGCAUUCCUAAGGUCUCUCUACCGACAGUAUGCCGACUGGGGCGUCGAUUUCGUGAAGCUAGAUUGCAUCUUUGGCACGGAUUAUAGCCCGAAAGAGAUUGUGACCGUUUUGCAGAUCCUGAAAGAGCUUGAGAGACCAGUCGUCCUAUCCAUCUCCCCCGGAACCGCUGUCACUCCAGCAUUAGCUGAGAAUAUCACACAACAUGUUGACAUGUACAGGGUAACAGGAGAUGACUGGGACAGCUGGAAAGAUGUUCGCCCACAUUUCGAUGUCGCCAGAUCAUUUGCUGCUGCGAAUAAGAUUGGAGCCCCCGGAUUGCGAGGGAGGUCUUGGCCAGACUUAGACAUGCUUCCAUUUGGCUGGCUUACUGAUGCAGGUGCUAAUCAGGGCCCUCACAGAACCACUAGCCUUACAUUUGACGAACAAACAACACAGAUGGUACUUUGGUCAAUGGCUAAAUCACCACUCAUGUAUGAAGGGGACUUGAGGCAUCUUGAUGAUCGCACAUUCAAUCUAAUUACCCACCCUACUCUACUGAAGAUAAAUCACCACACUAGAAACAACAUGGAGUUUGGUUAUAUUCAUAGUGAGAGGGCUUCAAAGCCAGAUGAACAAUCCGGUCGCUCAAAGUCCGGCUAUCCGAUGGACGUGACAAACAAUGGUGGAACUGUUCUUGGUCUCGGUACAUGCAGUGAUAGGAGCGCCAGUGGAUGGUACAGUAUCUCAAAAGAUCACAUUUGCAGAAGCUAUGGAAUCCAGAACGGCAAUGCAUCAUUCUGCAUAUCCAAAGCGAAACUUCUGCCAACAUCAGAUGGAGUUACCAUGAGCAAUGGGGAAGACCUAGCAAAGUUUCAUUUGGCAGGUAUUGACAAUGAGGAUAAUUGCUUGGAUGCAUCUGUCAGUCCAUGGCGAACAAGCUCAGGGAGCCAAACUCCCAUGUUCUCGGCCUGCGAACGGCAUACAAAGCAGGCCUGGGAGCUAACAGAGAAUGGACAGCUUGUAAGCAGUUACUCAGGAUUGUGUGCUACAAUGCGGUCCAGCAAGGAAGGAGAGAAUGAAACUACCGGAGCACGAGCAUGGACAGCAAUUGGAGACAAAGGAGAGAUCUACAUGGCCAUCUUCAACCUCGACAGUGCGAGGAGGAAGAUCACUGUAAGCGUGCCAGAUCUAGAAAAGGUUGUCGGGAGAAAGUUGGCAAGGUGCACCUGCACUGACGUCUGGAGUAGAAAGAGAUGGAGUGUGAUGAAGGGGGGCAUCUCAACGGUGGUGGCCUCACAUGGCUCCAUGUUGUUUGAAAUCCAGUGUUGA